Molecule: messenger RNA, 396 nt
Organism: Monoraphidium neglectum
Lineage: Eukaryota; Viridiplantae; Chlorophyta; Chlorophyceae; Sphaeropleales; Selenastraceae
Exons: 1
Source: RefSeq, a predicted model, not a curated record
GUGCAGCUUUACUCGGCCGUCGUCGCGCUCUGGCCGAGGGGCGCGGCGUCCGAGGCCUGCAGCGGCAUGGCGCUCGGCGCCAUCAUCGGCGGCUGCCUGUCUUCCGUCGCGUUCCUGCCGCUGAUCGGCCUCCCGCGCCUCAGCGCCCUCGCCGGUAGCCUGCGCCUCGCGUGCCGCGCGGGCGCGCAGCUGGCCGCGGGCCUGGCGUGCCGGCCCUGCGCGCACCGGCGGCUGGUUGGCGCGCUCUCACGGCUCGGUCGGCCGGUCGGCUGGGUGGUCGGGCGGCUGGGCGCGCCGCUGCAGCGGGGGCGGCGGCAGGGGCGGCAGCAGGGACAGGAGCAGCAGGGGCGGCGGCGAGGGCAGCGGGCGGCGGGCGGCGGGGCGGUUCCUCAUUGA